Molecule: messenger RNA, 901 nt
Organism: Lates calcarifer (barramundi perch)
Lineage: Eukaryota; Metazoa; Chordata; Actinopteri; Centropomidae
Gene: tmem230b
Product: transmembrane protein 230b
Exons: 3
Coding region: 283-642 (119 amino acids)
Biological process (GO): synaptic vesicle transport
Cellular component (GO): synaptic vesicle; endomembrane system
Source: RefSeq, a predicted model, not a curated record
AAGCGCAGAGCAGGUAGAUGGGGUUUGAAAACAAGGAAGAUCCAUGUUAGGAGAUUGUAAACAGGCAACGCCUCACUUCUUUCUCUUCUAAAGCCUUGUUUUAGGCAAUAGUUGCGGUCCUACAUCAGAUCAGGUGUUACAUUUUACCUUACUCUGACACUGGCAUGAUCUGGAUGAUGGCUACAGUGUCGUUAAUGCUUCUGUAGCCCAGCUGCUGCUUCUGUCUCAUUGAAACACCGAAAACAAAACUGUUAGCAGACUGCGGAGCAGCAGGAAAAUAAGAUGCCUGCUCGUAACGUUGUGUCCAACGGGAUGCCAAACAGCAAAGUUAGGUACUCCAGGCUAGCCACUGAUGAUGACGGCUACAUUGACUUACAGUUCAAAAAGAGCCCACCCAAAGUCCCAUACAAAGCCAUAGCACUAGCCACAGUCCUCUUCCUAAUCGGCUCUCUGUUAAUCAUCAUUGGCGCCCUUCUCCUGGCUGGAUACUUUGGAGUCACUCACACAGACCGAACCGUGCCUGUCCUUAUCAUUGGGAUCCUCGUCUUCCUGCCUGGAAUUUACCACUUACGGAUAGCUUAUUAUGCGUCCAAGGGCUACCCAGGAUACUCCUAUGAUGAUAUUCCAGACUUUGAUGACUGACCCAUACUGUAGCUUCAGCCAGAGUCCUGCUGUGCUCAUAUGCGCUCAUAUACACAAUUGCUUGUGUUCAACUUCAGGCAGUGAUACCUUUAAAGAAAAUUAGAAGACAAUAGUAAAUGACAAUGAUAUUCUGACAGAUUUUAAUGCCUAGGUAGUAAAUGCCAGUCUGCUGUUGUGAAGCCAUGUCAGUAUCAGAUAUUGCUUGAUUUGUAUAUUUGUUUUGUUAACCUGAUUAAUUAAUAAAACUAUGAUUUGAUGA